AUGGGCACCAGAGAGCGCGAGUCAUUCCUAGCUCCGUUUCGCUCCAGAGUAAUGCCCUACAAAUCGAUGCCUUUCAACUCUGUACAGACAGACUUUCGUGAGCCAGAUGCGAAACGAACGUUUCGAUUAAUCACUAAAAAUGACGUUCCAAUAUUCGUUAAUCCAGCACUAUUCGCCAUUCAUUCUGAUGAUUUUCGAGAAAAAUGGACGGAAGCGCUGAAAUCGAACCGUGAGGAAGUGGAUUAUAGAGAGUACAAGGUUUAUGAAAUGCUUACAAUUGUUCAGUCUGUAUGCCCAACUUUCUACAAUACAUACCCGAUAGCACCAAACAUUUAUGACGUUUCUUUCUUAAGUCAUGCGGCACAUAAACUCAGAAUACCUAACCUCCUUCGUGUCUGUGAACGAAACUAUCGACAUAACGAACCCUCUGCGACGCGCCUAAAAGUGCCAAGAAAGGAUGUGAUAUGCCACGCCAGAAGACGACUAACAGCCCUAUUUGAGAUUCUUGACGAGGAGGUGAUGCCGCAGUCGACGUGGUCUGCUCUGCUGUUCGGUUACUUCGAUGCGGCUUAUCGCUGCGGGAUGAAGAUCGAGCUGCAGACUCGUUUCUUAUGUGUUCUUUUGUGUAGAUCACUUCGAGGCUACGAUAGCGAUAAUGAGAUGUUUCGUUCGGAAACUGCAUCGCUCUUUCUUCGUGCGCUUAUUCAGCAUCGCUCACACUUCUUCGAUCAUUACGGAGCACAUGGCAUGUCAGAGAUCAAUCCGGAGAGUCCAAGUGAAUGUGACGAAUGUGUUAAACGCAGAUCACUGAAUUCGGUACGCAUUAAGGAAUCGAAAAAUCGCAACAGACGUCGUCAUCAGAAGGCUCGUUCUCUGGUGCUUUGUGCGGAAUGCGGCAGUGCCCUCUGUUCGAAAUGCAGACGAAUACCAUGCGCAGCGAAAGUCUCUGAUUUCUUAAGUCUCAACCAGCUGUCCGAUGAGAGCCGUUCGGAUCACUCCUAA
Anisakis simplex (herring worm) is the source of this 1002-nucleotide messenger RNA. Lineage: Eukaryota; Metazoa; Nematoda; Chromadorea; Rhabditida; Anisakidae. The record is from the annotation of a GenBank genome assembly.